GAUAUCACUGUGAGCUAGUUGUGACUUGUGAGUGUGUGUGUGUCAGUGAGUGUACUGUAUGUGCCUUUCUUUGCAAUAAUUAUGUAAUUUUCUCAUCUUCUUGUCUUUUACUGACUGCAUUUGUUUGGAGGUGUCAUUGCCAAGCAUCUUAGUUAUAGCAAUGAUGUAAUUCUGUGUUAUUUUCUGAUUCGAGCACCCUAGCAAUGGUCGUGGUGAAAAGAGUCCAAAGUCAAAAGAGUCAUUCUGCGAGGAGCUCCUAGUUUGAUGGUGAUUGAUCUUAAAAUUAGGUCUUCUGAGAAGUGAGAAUAUGCUGUCAAAUGGAAGUUACGAGAAGCAUAGAUGAAAUUAAUUUAGACUGAUAGACUACCAAGAAGAUGAGCAAGUUUUUACAUUACAUUAGCAACAGAUAGUUCUGUUUGGUGCCUUUAGUGGCUCGAAAUGGAUGUGACAAGUAGCAAGGAACAACCAGUUAGAUUGCAAGCGAAGAGAAGAACUGCUAUCAGAAAUAAACUGAAGAGUUUCUUGCUGGAAUGAAUCUCUUGUCAUGCUAUGACUUUGUUGAGAAAUCUUGUGACUAUAUAUUGAAGCAACUUUCAAGAAUGCAGAAACAAGGGGAAUGUCCUGAAGAAUGUAGAGAAGUUGUUGCAUCCCUGAUGUAUGCUGCUGCAAGGUUCUCUGAUUUUCCUGAACUGCGAGAUCUUAGAGAUGUAUUUCAACAGAAAUAUGGUAGUUUAGAAGCCUUUGUUAAUCAGAAGUUUGUUGAGAAAAUGUCUUUGAGGCCUCCUCCAAAAGAAAAGAGACUGCAGGUGUUGCAAGACAUAGCUUCAGAGUUCUCAAUUAAGUGGGACUCCAAGGGAUUUGAACAGAGAAUGGCUGCUCCUUCAGUGGUUUCACAGGUGGAUGUAGUGAAACAAAGCCCUGGGCUUCUGGAGGAGAAAAGCAGAUUAAAAAGCUGUGGUGGAGGAGGUAAAAUCUGGAGAAGAGAUGAAGGUGAUCAUCAAAUUUCUAGAACGAAGGAUGUAAUCAGGUAUAGAGAAAAGUCAGUUUUGGAGAAUGGAGGGAGUACUUUGCAAGGCGAUGAUGAUAAUUUGAAUGGCAGAAGGCACAUGUUAACUGUAAAUAAACCUUCAUAUCCUACAGAGACAUGUGAUGCAGACUUUAAGGCAGAAAGAUCGAACAAUUCAUCUCAUGGGAAGAUACUGGGUAAUAAUGCUCAGAGUACAUACUCAAGGGCCAGUAAUGGUAUCCCUAAUUCAAGGAAAGGAGAAAGUGUAGCAACAUUAUUCAGUGAGAAGACAAACUUUUUUCCUGGUUGUGUUGAACAGCUUGGUAAAACUGAAAAUGCCAUUUUGUCUUCUAAGUAUUCCAGUAACGAUGGUUCAGUGGGCUCAACGAUGAAAGGAGUGGAUGAAGGAUCUGAUAGGUUGAAAUCUUGCUCAAGUUACAUCCUGCCUCCACCAUACAUCAAACCAAAUCAGAGUGCCACUCGCCCUCCUUAUGUAAAGCUGAAAGAAGAUAAACAUAAACUCAGUGGAGGUUCUAAGGAUUCUCUGUCUAAUCUGGAUGAACAGAUAAUUGAUCCUGGCUCUCGCAACAGAAGUUGUUAUGUCAACGACUGCUCGGGCAGGCCUCAUACAGAAUCAGAUCACCGUGACCGUAAUGAAAAAAAUGCUGCUCCUGCCAGUGUAAAGAGUUAUGGGCUUGAAAAGGAGCAUGAUUAUCAAGACGAGAGAAUUCCCUUACCAAAACCUCGAUCAAUUCGAAGGAAACAUCAUAAAUCAUCAUCAUCCAACAACAAUGCCGUUGAUACUCUUGAAGAUGUUAAGGCAGUAAAUAAGAGCUCAAGUAGCAGGAGAAAGGAUCAUUCUAGGAAGGGCUUGCAGGUACUGUUUGAUGAUGAGCAGCACCACAUAAAAGAUGAUGAAGAAAAAAUGAUAGAUAAACUGCUGAUGCAUUACAGCAAGAAACCAACAAGUUCUGAUGCAGGAAAGUUGAAGAAAAAAAUGUUGGGCCAGCCUCCACAUCAAAUCAUUUGUGGGAGUGAAUCAUCUUCUGAUCAAAUCAUGAAUAUGCAUGAUAGUAAAUUUGAAGCAUUUCCAACUCCGGCUAGGUCUGUUUCUCUUCCUCGUGAACAAGCUGCUCCACCAGAAGCAAAGAAAGUUUUUGCGCGUUCCAACACAUUCCAGCCGGAUAAUCAGGCUACGCAUGUGCAUCCCAAAUUACCUGAUUACGACGAUCUAGCUGCUAGAUUUGCGGCUCUAAAGGGUAGAUGAACAAAGAGAGGUAAUGGAACUUGAGGAAGUGUUCCUAACUUUUAAUCUCAUCGUGCAAGGAGAAGAAAGCUGUAACUGAUAACAGUAUUCGAUGUAUGCAGGUUCUGUAGAGUGAACUUAGGUAUAGAGUACUGGAUUUGCAUGAAAUAGAUAUUGCAAUAAAGUUAAUAGAAAUUUAUGAAGUUUUGCUUACUGCAAUUCUUUGGUAACUAUGAUCAGUGCUGUAAUGUUAGUUGUACGAUUGUAUGGUUUGUGUGUAUUGAGUUUGAAAUGGUAUGAUUUCUGAUUCGUUAAUAGUUUCAA
Messenger RNA from Salvia splendens (bonfire salvia), 2576 nucleotides. Its product is annotated as Regulator of Vps4 activity in the MVB pathway protein. The transcript is spliced from 5 exons. Gene Ontology annotation, biological process: protein transport. The record is from RefSeq and is a predicted model, not a curated record. The coding region runs from base 531 to 2273 and encodes 580 amino acids. Lineage: Eukaryota; Viridiplantae; Streptophyta; Magnoliopsida; Lamiales; Lamiaceae.